Molecule: messenger RNA, 1724 nt
Organism: Triticum aestivum (bread wheat)
Lineage: Eukaryota; Viridiplantae; Streptophyta; Magnoliopsida; Poales; Poaceae
Product: 3-ketoacyl-CoA synthase 5-like
Exons: 1
Coding region: 49-1488 (479 amino acids)
Biological process (GO): fatty acid biosynthetic process
Cellular component (GO): membrane
Molecular function (GO): acyltransferase activity, transferring groups other than amino-acyl groups
Source: RefSeq, a predicted model, not a curated record
CCCUAGCUCAUAAAGGAAAGAGUACUUCUAAAGAAAAGAAAGAGCGGCAUGAGCUCGUCGGUCCAGGCCCAACCCACGCGGCUCAAGCUCAAGGCCGUGUACCGGCUGAUCGUGGACAACUUCCUUGCCGCUUCCUGUGUCGUCGCCCUCGUGCGGCUCGGGCCGGCGGAGCUCAUCAGCUGCCUCCGGCCAGUGCACCUGUUCUUUGCGGCCGCAGCGGCCGCCGUGUACCUAAUGCUCCGCCCGCGCGCGGUGUACCUGAUCGACUACGCCUGCUUCGACACCUCGCCGCUUGUUCGCAUCCCCAUGGCUUCAUUCAUUGAGCACACCAAGCAUACGCCCACCAUGAGCGAGCGCAGCGUCCGGUUCAUGUCGCGACUGCUGGCGCGCUCCGGGCUUGGGGAAGAGACCUGCCUGCCGGAGGCGCACCACUUCAUCCCGACGCUGGAGUACUGCACCCUCGAGAAUGCCCGCGCCGAGUUCAAGCUCGUCGUCUUCUCGGCCAUCGACGACCUACUCGCCAAGACCGGUGUCGCCUCAGACUCCAUCGGCGUGCUCGUCCUCAACUGCAGCCUCUUCUGCCCCACGCCAUCCUUGGUCGACAUCAUCGUGAACAAGUACAACCUGCGCGCCGACAUCCGUAGCGUAAACCUCUCGGGCAUGGGGUGCAGCGCGGGUCUCAUCUCCGUGGGGCUCGCCAGGAACCUCCUGCAGGUCGUUCCCCGGGGCUCCCGCGCGCUGGUCGUCUCCACCGAGACCAUCACGCCGAACUACUACGUCGGCAACGAGCGUGCGAUGCUCCUGCCAAACUGCCUGUUCCGCGUCGGCGGGGUGGCGGCGCUGCUGUCGACGUCCCCCGCAAACGCCCGGUUCCGCCUGAAGCACGUCGUGCGCACCUUCACCGGCGCGGACGACGACAAUGCUUACCGGUGCGUGUUCCAGGAGGAGGACGAGCAAGGGAACGUCGGGAUCAACCUCAGCAAGAACCUGAUGGCCAUUGCCGGGGCCUCGCUGCAGGCCAACAUCACCAGGAUCGGGCCGCUCGUCCUGCCGGUCUCGGAGCAGCUCCUCUUCGCCCUAUCCUUCGUGGCACGGAAGGCGAUUCGCGGCACGCGGAUCAGGCCCUACAUCCCAGACUUCUCCACGGCGUUCAAGCACCUUUGCAUCCACGCCGGCGGCCGCGCGGUCAUCGAUGAGCUGCAGAAGAGGCUCCACCUCUCCGACGAGCAGGUGGAGGCGUCACGGAUGACGCUGCACCGGUUCGGAAACACGUCUAGCAGCUCGCCGUGGUACGAGCUGGCCUACAUGGAGGCCAAAGGGCGGAUGCGCAAGGGCCACCGCGUUUGGAUGAUCGGCUUCGGCUCAGGGUUCAAGUGCAACAGCGUGGUGUGGGAGUGCAUCCAGCCAGCUGCCGGCAACACCCAUGGGCCGUGGAGCACGUCCAUCCACAGGUAUCCUGUGGACAUUCCCGACGUGCUAAGCCAGUAGCUUACACUACAUAAUAAAUCCAGCUCAGACGGUGGUCUAAACAUGAACAAUAAACCACAAACGGUCGUUUCUGGUUUGCAACCAUUGUAAUCGUUAUCUUCUGUGUGCUCAGUUAGGCCAUGUAACGGAAUGUCUCUUUUAUCAUUCGCUCGCGAUGUGUGUGAUGGAUUGUGUUGGAUUACAAAUGAGCUUUGACCCAAAUAACAAAAUAGUCAUUGGUUAAUCUUUAAGGUUCA